Messenger RNA from Cyclospora cayetanensis, 1329 nucleotides. RefSeq lists its product as uncharacterized. The coding region runs from base 1 to 1329 and encodes 442 amino acids. The record is from RefSeq and is a predicted model, not a curated record. Lineage: Eukaryota; Apicomplexa; Conoidasida; Eucoccidiorida; Eimeriidae. The transcript is spliced from 3 exons.
AUGGAGUGGAAGGCCGCUCAAGCAACAACGCAAGCUCCAACAUGCCCGAAUUCAGAGGUCUCGAUGCGGUUUUGUGCAACAUGGGGUUUCCUCUGCUUCUGCAACAACCCCAAGGCGUGCACCAGUGUGGAUGGUGCUGCUGAGUGCUCUCAGCGUGUGCCUCUUCAGAUCUGUUCCCAGUGGUAUCCUGCUGGGUGGCCUCAUCACAGUGACCCUCCUCCUCCCUCUGGAGCAACAGCUGCAGGCGUUGCGUCACAACCGGUGCAGCAUGGAGGUGGCGAGAGCGCCAGCAGUUCACCGGAGGACGGCAGUAAUGUCAUUCCCAAUCGCAAGUCCGACAGUGCGAUCAUCUGCAGUUUGCUCGUGCAUCUACCUCCCAGCAGAUAUGCCAAAGGUCUUCUUCGGGUGUCUGACCUGUACGAACCCCUCCGCCGCAGUGCUGCUGCUGCAGCCAGUCUUGCUUCUGCAUUAGGGGGCAUCACUAGCACGGGCAGCAGCGGCAAGAGCAAGGUUGUGAUUGUACUGCACCCGAGUAGAUCAAGCACUAGCUCUAUGUCAUCAGGGUCUUGUGUGGCGCCUGCGGCUUCGGAGAAGGCGACAGCGAAGGCAGAGAUGCUGCUCUCCCUCUUCCUGUGCAGCGAGGGCCUCAUGUUCGUGCAGCUGUGCCUUCCCACACGGUUAUCCCUCGUGUCUGCCACUGUUGCCAGCAGACAGACUUUUGAAGCCGCUCUGAUGCAGCAGCAAAUGCAACAGAGACAGCUGGAGCAGAUGCAGAAAGCUGCGACAGGCCUCAUGCAGCAGCUUCAACAAAAUGUGCGCUGCAUGGAAGCGACUGCAGCCACCGCGCAACAACAAAGGCAGCUGCUGCUCCUCGGGUGCUGCCGUCUCCUAAACGAGAAGAAGCAAAAAUGUCGGCAGCUGCAGGCGCUGCUACAGCAGCAGCAGUCGCAGCGGCAGGAGCCGCAUGGACGGCAGGAAGGUAACCCGCCAGAAGAAGGUUGCGAAAGACCUUUAAAGUCUAGAAGGAAGCGGAGGAGCAUCAUGUUUGCUGCGGGUACCCCGCCUUUUGCUGCCUGCGAUGAGCGAGAAGAGGGCAGCGGGGGUUCCACAGGCGAGCGCAGGAGGACUCAAAUAUGGCCGCUGCAUACGAGAGCUGAGUCAAAAGCCGCUGGAUUUGCAGCAUCAGAAGCAACAGCGGCAGGUGAUGGCGUUGUUUCAGCUGCAAGCGAUCCCCCAGCACCAAACUCUACGGUCCUUGUGGCUGCCGCCGGUGGACGACGGGCAGCCACGCCGCAGCCCAAAGGCAUGCCUGUUGUGCCGAGGGUGUAA